Molecule: messenger RNA, 758 nt
Organism: Phaedon cochleariae (mustard beetle)
Lineage: Eukaryota; Metazoa; Arthropoda; Insecta; Coleoptera; Chrysomelidae
Source: the annotation of a GenBank genome assembly
UCUAACCAAACUCUUUGUUUUGUUUUUGUAAUUUGUAUUUUAAUAUUUUUUUAUAUUUUGACAUUUUAAAGAUGAUUUGCCAUUGCCACACUAUUUUGCAUUGAGAAAGCUUUAAGUAGUAUUCACCUCAUGAAGAAACUGAUGGAUUUUGAUUAAAAAAAUAAUAAUAGACUGGUUUCAUCAGUACAUAUUCAUUAUUUUUUUAUCCCAUAUAAUAUAUGAUGAUGCAAGAUUUCUCUCCCCUUUUGCAAGUGUCUGAUACCCAUACAGUGUCGAAGUUCCUGCAUGAAUCUGUAGAUGAUAUGAUUGGGAAAAGAAAAAUGACCUAUCAGAAUUAUAAUAGUGGGGACAUGGAAUGGACAGAAAAAGAUUAUGAUACAACCAAAAAAUCUAUUCAAAAUCUUUACAGCAAAAGUAUCAUUGAGGAUAAUUUCAUUAUAGAUUCACAUUUACCAGUAGACCUUCAUGAAGCAUUGAAAAAUUGCUUCCAGAUGAGAAAGAAUGAAAUAUUUCAAGCCUUAGCUAAAGAUGCAGUGUUGAAAAAUGGGAAUAAUUUGGUAGAAAAUAUUGACUGGAAAUUGAAGUGGAUAUUAGGUUCCUCAGAUUUAGCAACAUUAAGAGAACCACUGCUGCAAUUAAGUUUGCACUGUAUUAGGAAAAAUAGUGAGAAAAAUGAAAAAAACAUUGUUCCUGUGGAAGUUGACCUGAAUCAAGUAGAUCAGUUGAUAAUGGAGUUAUCAAAAUUAAAGGAACAAUAA